ACGUUUGUGGGAAGUGGGCGAAGGAGAAGGCAGACAAGCAGCAAGAGCAACUGUACGUACGUAGUUCUAUUUAUCUGAAAAUCAAGACGUUGUCUUGUACCUGAAGAAUAGACUAUCAUCAAGCUCCAAAAUUCAGGGCCAUCAUUUUGGAUCAGGAGAAGAAAAAAGAAAGCACGCACAAAAGAAGAUGUACCAUCAUCACCAACAUCAAGGAAAGAACACCCACUCUUCUUCAAGAUUAAUGUCCACUCCUCCCGAGAGACAUUUAUUCCUGCAAGGUGGGAACAGUCCUGGAGAUUCUGGACUUGUCCUCUCAACUGAUGCUAAGCCUAGACUUAAAUGGACCCCAGAUCUACACGAGCGUUUCAUAGAAGCAGUAAAUCAGCUAGGAGGAGCAGACAAGGCUACUCCAAAAACAGUGAUGAAACUUAUGGGGAUUCCAGGACUCACCUUAUACCACCUCAAAAGUCAUCUUCAGAAGUACAGGCUCAAUAAGAAUUUGCAUGGACAGGCUAAUAGUGGGGCCAACAAAACAGGUAUGGCUGGACUGGGGUGUGACAGAGUAUCUGAAGCAAACGGAACAACUUCGAACAAUUUAAGUAUUGGACCCCAGACAAACAAAAACUUGCAUAUAAGUGAAGCGCUACAAAUGCAAAUUGAAGUGCAAAGAAGAUUACACGAGCAGCUUGAGGUGCAGCGACACUUGCAGCUCCGGAUAGAGGCUCAAGGAAAAUACCUGCAAGCAGUGUUUGAAAAAGCCCAAGAGACACUCGGAAGACAGAACAUAGGUACUGUGGGACUUGAAGCUGCUAAAAUGCAACUCUCUGAACUGGUGUCCAAAGUAUCCAAUCAAUGUCUAAAUUCUACAUUUUCAGAGCUGAAAGAGUUGCAGGGGUUGUGCCCCCAGCAAGCCCUAGUAACCCAGCCCACUGACUGUUCAAUGGAUAGCUGUCUGACUUCCUGUGAAGGGUCUCAAAAGGAUCAAGAAAUGCACAAUAGGGGAAUGGGGAUGAGACCUUAUUCUGUAAGUGCAUUCUUGGAGCAAAAAGAGAUGUCUGAUGGCCACAUGAUACAAAAGACAGAACUCAAGUGGUCUGAAGACCUGAAACAGAGCAUGCUUCAUUCCUCGAUGGUUAAAGAUGGAGAAAGAAGAAUGUUCCCUGUUGAUAGAAGCUCCAACGAUUUGUCCAUGAGAAUUGGAUUUCAAGGAGAAAAGGGGAAUGGCAGCAACAGCUGUUUUGGAGGAAGAUUUCAAGGAAGGGACUUGGAAGACAAUUUUCUAGACCGAAUCAAUAAUAAGGCAGAAUCAAGUAAACUAGAAAAUGAGAAAAAUUCCCAGAGAUACAGAGUGCCCUACUUUGCAUCCAAACUGGACCUAAAUGCCCGUGAUGAGAAUGAUGUUGCUGCUGCUGCUGCUGGAAGUUGCAAGCAAUUCGACUUGAAUGGUUUCAGCUGGAGCUAAGAGCCAGAGGUAUUAAACGAAGCGAUAAGUAAAAGAGGCAAGGUUAGGUGAUUAGAUUUGCAGUCGGCUUUUACUCUUGAGAAGCCCGCACGAGAUAUAUCUCUUCACCAAAAAGAACCAUUUCGAUAUCAUCAUGCUUCAAGUUUUCAAUUGAGAUAAAGCAACUGACAAAUUAGCACUACCAAUUAUUGUCGACGGAAAACCAAUUCAAUUUUUAAUUGCUUUCCCUA
Messenger RNA from Juglans regia (Persian walnut), 1692 nucleotides. Its product is annotated as myb-related protein 2-like. NCBI's taxonomy places the organism in Eukaryota, Viridiplantae, Streptophyta, Magnoliopsida, Fagales, Juglandaceae. The coding region runs from base 188 to 1462 and encodes 424 amino acids. The transcript is spliced from 7 exons. Gene Ontology annotation, molecular function: DNA-binding transcription factor activity; DNA binding. The record is from RefSeq and is a predicted model, not a curated record.